Messenger RNA from Synchiropus splendidus (mandarinfish), 2259 nucleotides. It is a transcript of the gene heyl, whose product is annotated as hes related family bHLH transcription factor with YRPW motif like. Lineage: Eukaryota; Metazoa; Chordata; Actinopteri; Syngnathiformes; Callionymidae. Gene Ontology annotation, cellular component: nucleus. Gene Ontology annotation, biological process: circulatory system development; regulation of transcription by RNA polymerase II; Notch signaling pathway. The transcript is spliced from 5 exons. Gene Ontology annotation, molecular function: RNA polymerase II cis-regulatory region sequence-specific DNA binding; protein dimerization activity; DNA-binding transcription factor activity, RNA polymerase II-specific. Bases 283 to 1269 code for a protein of 328 amino acids. The record is from RefSeq and is a predicted model, not a curated record.
GGGAGCGAGCGACUUAGGGGUAAAGAUGGUUGCCAGUGAGAGAGCAAAAGACUCCCGCUUCACCAUCAUGGGCCCUUGGGGGUCGAUCGAGAGGCAGGAGUGAGUCACUGAGUAACGGCAGGAGACACAUGGAGUGAAAAAAAAAAGCACCAAAAAACAAAAAGUAACUAAGGACAACAACGGUUUUAAGGAGCAGCAAAGUCAGGGGCACUCAGGGUGAGCGCAGCACCACAGAAGGGGUCCAUCUUCACCAGGAUUCCGGCUCAUCUGACCGGCAAAGUCAUGAAGAGACCUCAUGACUACAGCUCCCCGGACUCGGACACGGACGAGUUUAUUGAUGUGGGACAGGAAGACGGCUACUGCCCAGUCACAGGGUCCAUGUCCCCUGGCACCGCAUCACAGAUUUUGGCUCGCAAGAAGAGAAGAGGGAUCAUAGAGAAGAGGCGGCGGGACCGGAUCAAUCAUUCCCUGUCUGAGCUGAGGAGGCUGGUGCCCAGCGCCUUUGAGAAACAGGGCUCUUCCAAGUUGGAGAAAGCAGAGAUUCUGCAGAUGACCGUGGACCACCUCAAGCUUCUGCACGCCAUGGGAGGAAAGGGAUACUUCGACGCAAGAGCUAUAGCGGUCGACUACCGGACGCUGGGGUUUAGAGAGUGUGUUGGGGAGGUGGUGCGGUACCUCAGCACAGUCGAAGGGGAGUCUCAAGAUCCGAUAGGAGCAAGGCUUGUUUCCCAUCUUUCUCACUGUGCAAGUGAGUUAGAUCCUCUUCUACACUCACACCCGACCUCCAGUUUGUCCUUUCCACCGUGGGCGUGGGCUUCAUUUCAUCACGUCUCCCCACCAUCCACUGGCACCCCCUCAGCUUCACCCUCUUUCUCCAGUGGAAGGAGAGAGCUUGCCCUUCUUGGGAGCUACCAGUCACCUGCCCCUCUCCGCCUCGCUCCUCUGCCCGGCUGCCAUCAGGUGACACCGCCGCUGCUGCCAUCCGCUGCUCUGGCCACGGUUAACAGGAUGCCGUCCCUUCCAGGGUCCUCAGCGUUAGGACCGUCGAGGCCAACUCAGUCGUCCCCUCACAGUGCCUCAGCAGCCUCACCCCUUCCUCUCCACACCCCUUCCUCCUCCUCUCCACCAACCUCGUCCACCACUUCCUCGGCUACUGCCCCGCCAGUCUCCUUCAGACCAUUUGCACCUCUGGGGUCUCCUGCAGUCCAGCGCAGAAGGGGAUCAGCCAAGGUAGAUCAGGAAUGGGGAACAGAAAUUGGAGCAUUUUAAAUGACCUUUUUGUCAGCCUCGAUCCAAGGAGAGACCCGGGUGUCGUCCCCACAGCGAGAGGACUAAGAAGCCAUAACAGACUGGAAGUUCAUUCAGAAUGGACAAAGAUGAAAGUAUAAAACAUCAUUUACGUUUUUUUGUCAUGUUCUGUAAAUACACCUUAAGCAUUAUUACGCAUAAACAUGUCUAGGGAUUUAAGGAAGUCGUCGGAGAAUGUGUAUUAAGUCAGUUUUUAAUAUGUUUUUUGUGAGGAAUUUAACCUUCACAAUGUGGUCAUUUGAAAGGAAAGUCGCCGCUUUUGCAAGAGUUUUUGCGAUUUCUAAUCCAAUUUUACAUGCAUUAUUGCCGUGCCUGAUAAAUAUUUGUGAAUUGCAGUGAGCAAUGGUUCAAGAGAGGACAUUAAUCUGAACAAGCUACACGUAGCUGCCGUCCCAGUUAUACAUAUAGUACACAUUGUAACACUCAAAAUAGAAUUGUUGCCUUUUGUGUGCCUUCACCUGUGUGUGUCAAAUAAUUUUAUCUCACAGUUUUUUUUUAAUAAUUAUUUGAAAUGCAGAGACAAUUUGAGUGUGAUAUAUACACAAACCUCUCACCGACUAUCAAAGGAAAGAAGAAAACAGUAUAAUUUCUGGCCCCCUAGAGGACAUUCAUUCCCUCUAUGCAUAGGCAGAGUAAACUAAAGAAACACACAGAAGCAUGUCCAACUAUUGCAGCAACUUUUGCUUUCUCACACAGCCCCAAAUAUUUGCUUUGGCAUGAGCAUCCUCUCGUCAAUCUGCCUCACCACUCCCUGUGUUGCAGUCCAAUCUCGAGACCGGUUCCAACUCAGACCCACUUUGGAAUUAAAAUGGUUGACGAAAAAGUGUUUACUAGAUUUUGAUGAUAUGCAAUUCAGAGAUAAACAUAUCUGUGUGGCGAAUUCAACUGUGACCUUUGUACAGCAACCCAAUCAUUUAUACGUAUGUACAUGACCUGUCAAAAGAAUGUAUU